UUUUUCCGCGAAACUUAAGCUGGGAAGCUAAAGUGAGCCCGAAAAUGAGCAAAAAGGAUAACGGAGCGUCUGUGAUCCUGGCUUAUCUAAAUGAAAAGAACCGUCCUUACAGCGCUCAGGAUGUCUUCUGUAAUUUACAGAAGCAGCAUGGGUUGGGAAAAACUGCAGUGGUCAAAGCCAUGGAACUGCUGGCUCAGGAGGGAAAGAUAAAGGAGAAAAUCUACGGCAAGCAAAAGAUUUACUUUGCAGAUCAGUCUCAGUUCAGAGAUGUGAACGAUGCAGACCUUAAAGCCAUGGAUAAACAGAUUUCAGAGCUCAGUGCAGAGGUGCAGACUUUAACACAGAGCUGCAAGCAGCUAGAUACAGAACUGAAGGAGCUAAACUGCUCCCUCACAACGGAGGAAAUGAGAGCAGAAAUCCAGGAGCUGAAAGCGGAGUGUUCCGGGUACAGAGCGCGUCUGGAGAAAAUAAAGUCGGCUACUAAUCACGUCACGCCAGAAGAAAAAGAGAAGGUUUAUAAAGAGCGUGAUGUUUAUGUGAAAGAGUGGAAAAAGAGGAAGAGACUGGCUUCAGACAUGAUGAAUGCCAUCCUAGAGGGAUAUCCAAAAAGCAAAAAAGAGUUCUUGGAAGAAGUGGGAGUGGAAACGGAUGAGGACUGUAAGGUGGUUUUUCCCAACACCUGAACAAAACCACUACACAACCCAUGAAAGACUGAAUCAGACAUCAGAGCCACAGAGGAAACCUUAUUUAGAAACGUUCUUUGAAUAAAUACGUUUAACCGUUUGCAGCAUGUUUGUACAUCAGUAUUAGCUGAACUCUCCAUAUAAAUGUUUCAGGCCUGUGAUCUAAGAGGCAACAGUGUUUUUUGUUUUUUUUUUCUUUUAAAGCCAUAAAAGCAUCCGAGUUCACGGUAAAUAUGUCAACAUAUAAAUAUUAAGAGUUCUUGUACGUAUUUAAGCUGUUUAGAACUGUUUAUUUGUCCCCAUUUUAUAAACAAAAUGUUUCCAUUUAAUUUAAAGUUCAUGAUCACAUCAUCUCUAAUGUUCUAUCACAAUGCUUAAGUAUAAAUAAA
Cyprinodon variegatus (sheepshead minnow) is the source of this 1072-nucleotide messenger RNA. RefSeq names its product PSMC3 interacting protein (gene psmc3ip). Gene Ontology annotation, cellular component: DNA recombinase auxiliary factor complex; condensed nuclear chromosome. Gene Ontology annotation, molecular function: recombinase activator activity; double-stranded DNA binding. The record is from RefSeq and is a predicted model, not a curated record. Gene Ontology annotation, biological process: homologous chromosome pairing at meiosis; meiotic strand invasion involved in reciprocal meiotic recombination; meiotic joint molecule formation. The coding region runs from base 45 to 683 and encodes 212 amino acids. Lineage: Eukaryota; Metazoa; Chordata; Actinopteri; Cyprinodontiformes; Cyprinodontidae. The transcript has 8 exons.